AUGAACUCCCAAUACCGUACCUCGCUGCAGCAACAGCAGCGGGUCAAGAAGAAGGAGGAGGACCCCGCUGAUUUUAUGCGACUGUCUGAGAAGGAGAUCGCCUCAUGUAUCAGCGAAAUGGGCAUCCCCUUCCAACCUUCCGACAUCCUGAGACCGAAUCCGCAAGUCAUCCAAAUGGUGUUCGAGCACCUCGGCGAACUGGUCAUGAAUGCCACGAGAGACACCCUUGAUCCUGCCCUGCGCGCUGCCGCCGAAGACGUCUGCUCUGAGUUUCCUGACCUAGUGCCUGCAGAGACGAGGCUGCUCAUGGGCUUCUUCGUACAACUGCGCAACAUGCUUGAACAGUGCGGUGUCCAUGAUUUCUCGUUCAACGACCUCGUCCGUCCGACCCACGAUCGACUCGUCAAGAUCCUUUCGUACACCAUCAACUUUAUUCGGUUCCGGGAAACUCACACCAGCGUAAUAGACGAAAACUUCAACAAGGCCGAGACCACAAAGGCCCGGAUCGAGACGCUGUACACCGAGAAUCAGGAUAUGGAGCAGAGACUGGAAGAGAUGAGGCGCAAUAGAAAGGCAAUGGAGGUCGCCGUCAAGGAGAAGAUGCGACGCAACGACGAAUUGAAGGCGCGGUUGCUGGAGCUUCGAAAAGGUCAGGAACGAGUAGCAGAGCAGCUCGAGCGCGCCAAAGCCGAGAAAUCACGCUCCCAGGCAAUGUUGGAGGAGAAGACCGAAAGACUAGUACGAGCACGGCAAGAAAGCGAGAAGUUAAGACCGUACGUUUUACAGAGUCCGGCUGCCUUGCAGAGCACCCUGACGGAGCUGUCGGACAACCUGGUGCGCGAGAAGGCCCAGAUCGAUGCGUUGGAGCGCAGAUGCCGCGCCCUCCAGACAUCAGGGGACAGUUUUAAUGUUGUUCAAAAUGACGUACAGGCGUGUGUCAAAGUUCUGGAAGAGAUCGCAGUGGAGCUGCAGAAGGAGGAGGAGGAAGACGCGCGAGCGGCCAAGAACCGCGAUGCUCUUGCCGAGCGGGGGAACAAUGUGCGCGAGGUGGAGCAAAAUGAGAAGCUGCUCCAGCGGCAGCUGAAGAAGUGGGAAGAACGUAUCGAAGAGUUGCGUCGGAAGCACAAGGACCGAGAUGAGACCAACAAGGCCAAGAUGGACGAGCUGAGAGAGAUUCAGAAGCAGCUCAGGGACGAGCGGGCUGACAAGGGCCGGGAGAUGGAGAGAAGGAAAGUCCGGAUCGAGCAGACCGAGAAGAAGAUGGCCGAUCUUAAGGAGAACAUCGAACAAGAGGUCCACUCGGCGCACGAGGAGUACCUCAAACUUGAAUCCCACAUCAAGUUGUACAUUACCGAGAUGGAGCAAAGCAUGUGA
Molecule: messenger RNA, 1374 nt
Organism: Fonsecaea erecta
Lineage: Eukaryota; Fungi; Ascomycota; Eurotiomycetes; Chaetothyriales; Herpotrichiellaceae
Exons: 3
Coding region: 1-1374 (457 amino acids)
Biological process (GO): kinetochore organization; attachment of mitotic spindle microtubules to kinetochore; mitotic spindle organization
Cellular component (GO): kinetochore; Ndc80 complex
Molecular function (GO): protein-containing complex binding
Source: RefSeq, a predicted model, not a curated record